AUGAAACAGUUUCAAACAAUUUGCUUCAACACUAAAGUUAUUCCUGACCCAACUGCACCACCUAUUACUGCACCUCCACCUGUGACAACUGCAGUUCCGGUGGUGACUAUAGGGACUAUAGCAACGGUGCCAGCUGAUUGUGUGGAUCUUGUAAAUCCUUCAACGGAUUGUGUGGAUCUUGUAAAUCCUUCAACGGGUGUAUCGGACUGCCCUUCAAGAGCUUACCUUUGCACAAAUUCUUUUUAUUACGACUUGAUGACUACCCAGUGCCCUCGUACAUGUGGUAGAUGUACCACAAACUCAACCACUUGUGUCGACAAGAUAAAUGCAAAAACAGGAACAUCUGACUGCUCGUCCAUGCGAUCAUACUGUAAUGAUUCAACUUAUUACGCUCUUAUGACAGAGCAGUGCCCAAACACAUGUGGACGAUGCUCUUCUACUUCAUCUUCCACUACUGCCACAACAAGUAAGUCUGCAGUUAUCAAAAGAUUUGAAGUUUUGGAGAAAUUGGGCCUAGCUUGCGUAGCAUGCGUGGACAAAAUUAAUGCGAGCACUGGAAAAUCGGAUUGUGCAAAUAUGGCGUCCUAUUGUAACAACCCUCAAUACUACACUCUAAUGACUGAACAAUGUCCCAGAACUUGCAACAGAUGUAGCAUCACCUCGUCUUCUACGGCUAGUACAUGUACGUAA
Messenger RNA from Strongylus vulgaris, 690 nucleotides. Lineage: Eukaryota; Metazoa; Nematoda; Chromadorea; Rhabditida; Strongylidae. The record is from the annotation of a GenBank genome assembly.